CAUAGUCCGCCUUGUUCCCCUCCAUCUCCGCUUAUCGCUCAGUGCUCGGACGGUGCGUUAAGGUGCGGAUCUGAGUCCCGCUCUUGGGGGAAAUUUAAGGAAAGUCAGACGACGUAUACGCCUUCAAAAGGACACUUCGAGACGACAGACGUUUAUUUCACCGCCUUUGUGCAGCUGUUUUGAAACUACCGUAAAAAUGGAUCCAAUGACUCAGUCCGCCCAGAUAUCAUCGUCGCAAGGGCUUGCCGAUGGACAAAAUUCUGCUGCCAAAGAAUCAAAGCUGUCCGAUUCCUUUCUUUCCUCUUCGCCUGUAUCUCUCAUUCAGUCUCCUCAAGUUAAGGAUCUAAUCCACUGGCGAGACCCCAAGAAGUCGGGCUUGGUAUUCGGCGUGUCCAUGCUGCUGCUGCUGUCGCUGGCAGCCUUCAGCGUCAUCAGCGUGGUGUCCUACCUGCUGCUGGCCCUGCUCUGCGUCACCAUCACCUUUCGCAUCUACAAGUCUGUCAUUCAGGCCGUGCAGAAGUCUAGCGAUGGACACCCCUUCAAAACACUGAUAGAUAAGGAUGUCAGCAUCCCUCCGGAGACUUUCCGCAAGCACGUGGACACCAGUCUGACCUACAUCAACCGAGCCCUGAAGCAGAUGAGCCGCCUCUUCCUGGUCGAGGACCUCGUGGACUCCCUGAAGCUGGCUGUGGUCAUGUGGCUGUUCACCUACGUAGGAGCUGUCUUCAAUGGAAUCACCAUUCUCAUCCUGGUUGAUAUCCUCCUCUUCGCUGUGCCUCCGAUCUACGAGAGGAACAAGACCCAGAUUGAUCAGUACAUCGACCUUGUGCGUACUCAAGUCAACACCACGAUGGCCAAGUUGCAAGAGAAACUUCCCGGAGCUGUGAAGCGCAGCAAAACUGAAUGAUCAACCUCCCCUCAAUAAGAAACCUCUGUCACCAUCAUCCUCAUCUCCAUCACCAUCUGAAACCCCCUUACCUUCUCCUACCCCCUCUCCAGAACCCAACCCCCCAACCCUGCCUCCCAGUCUAACUCCUCCUCCCUACUCCAUCGACCAUCAGCACCCUACUACACUGAACCUUGCUAGGUAGAAAAUCUCUGAGCUACUCGAUAUUCAAUGUAAAACUACUGCGCAGCUUAACUUGCAAAGCAUAAAAAAGAACUGUGCCUGUGCAGACAGGAAGCACGUCGCUAGUGAGGAAGUGAUGUAACGCCGCGGCGGACCCUGCCUAUCUGUGGGUGCGCCACAGGGGAAUGGAGGAGGGUUGAGUGAACUAGACUGAAUCUAUGACCUGGUUUUUCGUCGUGUACAGCGAGCGGGGGGGUGGAUGAUGGCUGUUAAUGUCACAAAAAGAGCAAAUGUCUGUACUUUAAACCACAUAUUUCCCUGAAGGUAAACAGAUAGUUUAAGCUGGAAAAAGUUCAAGAAAAUGAAAAGUUUAAAAAAAAAAAGGAAUAAAACCAACCUUUUGGGUGUUAUUGUGGCUAGUCUUAUCCUGCUCGCUUGCUCUGCAACUGUUGUACGGAUAGAUACGAGUUGAUUUUUAGAAGCUGGUAAUGGGUUUGCUGUUACUGAUCGGCCUGUUAUUGAGAUUGUUUCCAUUCACCUUACAGGCACUUGUGUAUGUUUCUGCAAUGCACUGAACUUUUAUUUUUUAAACCAUGAACAGGUUGAAAUAAAAGGAAUUGGAACACUGAGCCAGCUGUGAUAAUUUGGUCUAGUUCACCCUCUUUUGAUCAGAUGCAUUUUUUUGAACAGUUUUAUGUAUUUAAAUAUACACCUUAACAAGUACAGGCUGUCUGCUGUAUGGAACACAUUAGCCUCGCUUUUUAUAUCGAAAAGAACGUUCCCUCACUUACAGCAGUCCUAACUCCUUUUGUUGCACCUGUUCAAGCCACAAAGUGUUGAGGUCUCACAUUCACUUGUAAAUUUUGAUUAUUCUCAUAACUACUUCUUACUAUUAUUGAUAUUAACCAUAGGACGGCUGCUUUGACUCCCUACUAGCUUGACAACAGCAUUGUAAGAGUUACAUUAAGUGUCAUUGAGCUUCAUAAUUUAAAACUGGAGGUCUUUCAGGAGCCUCCUAAGAAAUAAUUCCUGAUUGUUUAAGUUAAGAGAUGCACCCUUAAAUCCCCAAAAAGCUUCCCAGCUCACUGUUGGUGUUUUAAAGAAAUCAAUGGCUUAAUGGAGUUUCAAAGCUAUGAAGUCUAGACUGUGCUACCAGAAUAAAUAAACUUUAAACUGUUUCAUUAUAAAAAAGUCUUAACACAAGGUCCUCUAGAUAGCUUUUUUUCUGAGGUUUUUUUUAUUCUGAAUGAAGACUGAACGUUUACACCCAAUUUAAUUAUAAUUGAUCAUAUUUUUUGCAUUUAAAUAAUGCAGCAGUAAAUUCAGUGAAGAAAAAAAAAGAAAAAUCUUACUUUUCACUUUUUCUAUUUCCUUAUGCUGUCCGUAAAAGAUUUAAUAACUGAAUUUAAAAUGGAAUCACAGAUUUGUCAGCUGUCUUUCUCUAGCUAAGAUGAAUUUAAUUUUUAGGUGAAACACUGCUUUUGCAUCAAUUCAUUAAUAUUUUCUAUUUACACAGUUAAAUCUAUUACUAUUCUUUUGGCACAUUUUAGACUCCAUACAAAACCUCAACAGUGACCUGAGAGGAAGGUUAGCGAUCAAGGGUAGGUGUAAUCGAAAUAGGGGGUGCAGUUUAGAAUAAAGAGUGUACUGGGGAAUGCGGAGGCAGUUUUGGGAGCAGUUGUUAUUAUAGAUCUCUGUCAAUUAUUUUUCUUUGACUGCCAUGAAGCAUGUCAUAGUGUAAGCUGGAAACCGAUUGUCACCCUUUAUAUAGGCUGUAUCAUAUUCUUGACCCUGACUUUUGUUUAAUAUGAUUAUUACUCGUGAUUGUUUCAAUGGUGUUUUUGAACUCAACUUGAAAGUCAUAUGUUAGCACUACUGCUACGUCUCCAUAUUGUUUUAAGGGAUGAAUAUAUAGAAGGAAAUGAAAUGACAAGUAUGUUCGUGUUUCAUUGUUCUCCAAAGUAGGUUUGAACGGAAUAAAUGUCCCCUGAAUACUGACUGGCUGACGGUGGAAGAUCAUCCUUUCAUUGCCUCUCAAUGCAGUAACUCAAACUACCACUCAGAUAUCUGCCUGUGUGCUGAAUGUUUUCUCUGACGAAACAUUCCUCCCCAUGCAUGCCCUCUGCCGUGUGUCAUCUCACAGAUGUCUCGGUUGACCCCCCCUCGUGCAUGGUGUCUCGUUCAGACUCCGGGUGUUAAAGCCAAAAUAUGCAACGUUUCUGUUGGAGGUGUUAGCUGGGCAGGCUAGGCCCCCCGCUGCUGUCAGCUAGCCUGAGGCUGAGGUAAGCGGCUGUAAAGAACAGACAGAGAGUGAGGGGGGAGAAUCGCGCAUGAGUACAGACACUGAUAAUGAUAUUAUACAUCCUGUUUAUUUAUUUGAAUGUGGAGAAGUUGCAUAUUGUAGCUUUUGAAGGCCAAGGUUGUCAUUUUCAUCUAAAAGCUUAACUUCAUACACGCUACUGCAUUGUUGUAUUACAUGUUUGGUUUACAUGAAUUCAGUUUAUUUUAAAGGUCAGUUCAACCACAUUACAAGAUAACACGUGGAACUCUUGUUUUAUUGGGUUUGGGUUUUACUGACCCUAAGUCCCUCAACUUUUUGUUCUGUGACCCAAUGACAGUUGAGUUGAUGCUAUGUGCUUGGCUAAUCUUAGAUUAAAGCCACAUUUAAGUUAAAAGAUAAAAGCAACAUUAGCCACAUCAUAAGAUGGCUAGCUAAUGUAAGCAAAACGCUAGCUAACUACCUAGCUAAUCUACAUCAAUCAUUAGCUAUUUAGUUAGCUGGCUAGCUGGCAAGCAUUUUGCUAACAUUAGCCAACUUAGGAUAUGUUGCUUUUAUCUCUUAACCAUCUUCAAAUGUAGUUCUUUCAACAUGGACUAGCCUAGCACAUAGCAUAUCUAAGAACAGGAAAGGAGGAAGUUGACUGAGGUUCCAGAAGGGGCGGGGCUUAACAAUUCCAUUAACGGCCAGUGUAUUGUGGAGGAGGUAGAAAUCUCUACCUGAAUUUCAUUUAAAUUUUUUAAAAUAAAAUUAAAAGACAUAAAUUACAAUUGUAACCACGGUUCUCUAUAUUUAGGAGGAAUGAAAUCUGCAUGCUAGAUACCUCUGGAGACAUUUUUUGGUAUUUUAGUUGACCUUCACCUUCAAUAUUCAAGCUGAACCAUUCUAUCAGUCUGACCUCACCCCAUUAGCUGUAAAAGCUAAUUAGCUUUCCAUAUGCACAGUACCUUUAAGUAAAAUUUUAGUCCAGGAAAGGCCAUGUUACCUGUGUUAGUGUGCUACCAAGACUAAAUAGAUGACUUCUUCUCAGAACCAUAGUUAUUUCUUUAGAGUGUAAUAUAUAAUAUGAAUAAAACUCGACACAUAUUUGAUCCUGUUCCCUCACAGCAUGUUGCUUUUCUCUUUUUCCUGUUUGUCCCUGUUUUCAUCCUGUAUGGGAGUGUGUGGCAGGAGUGUGUUUGACCUUUUUUUUUGUCUUUGGCAAGUCCUGUUUUGCUUUUGACUCUUUACUGGUAUCUAGACGUUGUUCACUAACAUCAGCUCUGUUUUGUAUUAGCUAUGACUUUGGUUCCAAUUUUUUGAAGCUUUGGGAAAGAUGUUGCAGGAAAAAAAAAAAUGGAAAAAAAAAAAAGUAUGUGGUCUCUGUACUGAUGUCAAAGUGAAAUUAAUAAAAACACGUCAAAGGAC
Messenger RNA from Morone saxatilis (striped sea-bass), 4754 nucleotides. RefSeq names its product reticulon 3 (gene rtn3). Gene Ontology annotation, cellular component: postsynaptic density; neuron projection. The record is from RefSeq and is a predicted model, not a curated record. The coding region runs from base 197 to 907 and encodes 236 amino acids. Gene Ontology annotation, biological process: neuron differentiation; endoplasmic reticulum tubular network formation; brain development. Lineage: Eukaryota; Metazoa; Chordata; Actinopteri; Moronidae. The transcript has 8 exons.